Messenger RNA from Lontra canadensis (Northern American river otter), 2994 nucleotides. It is a transcript of the gene CDH12, whose product is annotated as cadherin 12. Gene Ontology annotation, biological process: cell-cell junction assembly; cell morphogenesis; adherens junction organization. NCBI's taxonomy places the organism in Eukaryota, Metazoa, Chordata, Mammalia, Carnivora, Mustelidae. The transcript has 14 exons. The coding region runs from base 532 to 2916 and encodes 794 amino acids. The record is from RefSeq and is a predicted model, not a curated record. Gene Ontology annotation, cellular component: adherens junction; plasma membrane; catenin complex. Gene Ontology annotation, molecular function: cadherin binding; calcium ion binding.
GAAAAGGAGAGAGGGAGAGAGAAAAGGGUCUCACCUUCGGUUCAAGGCUGGGUUGUUGCCUCCCGCCGCUGCUGUUUCUGCUUCUGCUCCUGCAGCUGCCGGUUCUGUCAUCAGCUCUGUUUGACUCUGUUUGGGAAUACAGUCCAUUUGGAACUCACUAGCAUGUUGGAGUUUUAAAGGAUGCCAGCCUUUUCAAAGACAGCGAGAGGCUCAGCAUAAACAGGAAAAAGACGCACCGCAGGCGGCUACUUGGAGAGUGUUGAUUGAAAACUUCGAUCUCCCCACCCCAUUCACGGUUGAUUUGACUGAUGUCUCCCCUCAUUCACAGAGAAUAUUUCAAUUAAGGUCCCUUUAGAUGGGAUGUAAUACAGCAGAAGACUUUUCAUCAAAAGGAUUAAUGCCUGCAUUAUCAUUUCUGCAAUAAAACAGAAAGUCAAGUGGUGGAGGCCACAGACACCUCAAACCUGGAUUCCACAAUUCUACAUUAAGUGCUGGAGUUUUUAUUACUCUGCUGUUGGAAAGCCUUUGCCAAUGCUUACAAGGAACUGCUUAUCCCUGCUUCUCUGGGUCCUGUUUGAUGGAGGUCUCCUAACACCCCUACAACCACAGCCACGACAGACUUUAGCCACAGAACCAACAGAAAAUGUUAUCCACCUGCCGGGGCGCUGGCCACAUUUCCAACGAGUUAAACGGGGCUGGGUAUGGAAUCAAUUUUUUGUGCUGGAGGAAUACAUGGGCUCUGAGCCUCAAUAUGUGGGAAAGCUCCAUUCUGACUUAGAUAAAGGAGAGGGCACUGUUAAAUACACCCUCUCGGGAGAUGGCGCUGGCACAGUUUUUACCAUUGAUGAAACUACAGGGGACAUCCAUGCGAUCAGGAGCCUGGACAGAGAAGAAAAACCUUUCUACACACUCCGUGCUCAGGCUGUGGACAUAGAAACCAGGAAGCCCCUGGAGCCUGAAUCAGAAUUCAUCAUCAAAGUACAGGAUAUUAAUGAUAAUGAGCCAAAGUUUUUGGAUGGACCCUACGUUGCUAGUGUCCCAGAAAUGUCUCCUGUGGGUGCAUAUGUGCUCCAGGUCAAGGCCACAGACGCGGAUGACCCGACCUAUGGAAACAGUGCCAGAGUCGUUUAUAGCAUUCUUCAGGGACAACCUUAUUUCUCUAUUGAUCCCAAGACAGGUGUUAUUAGAACAGCUUUGCCAAACAUGGACAGGGAAGUCAAAGAACAAUACCAAGUCCUCAUCCAAGCCAAGGAUAUGGGCGGACAACUAGGAGGGUUAGCUGGAACGACAAUUGUUAACAUCACCCUCACGGAUGUCAAUGACAAUCCACCUCGAUUCCCUAAAAGUAUCUUCCAUCUGAAAGUUCCUGAGUCUUCUCCUAUUGGCUCAGCCAUUGGAAGAAUAAGAGCUGUAGAUCCUGAUUUUGGACAAAAUGCAGAAAUCGAAUACAAUAUCGUUCCAGGAGAUGGGGGGAAUUUGUUUGACAUCGUCACAGAUGAGGAUACGCAAGAAGGAGUCAUCAAAUUGAAAAAGCCAUUGGAUUUUGAAACAAAGAAGGCGUAUACUUUUAAAGUAGAGGCCUCCAACGUUCACCUUGACCACAGAUUUCACUCCGCGGGCCCCUUUAAAGACACGGCCACCGUGAAGAUCAGCGUGCUGGAUGUGGAGGAACCCCCGGUUUUUAGCAAACCGCUCUACACCAUGGAGGUUUACGAAGACACUCCAAUUGGGACCAUCAUCGGUGCUGUCACCGCGCAAGACCUCGAUGUGGGCAGUAGUGCUGUUAGGUACUUCAUAGAUUGGAAGAGUGAUGGGGACAGCUACUUUACAAUAGACGGAACCGAAGGAACCAUUGCCACUAAUGAAUUACUAGACAGAGAAAGCACCGCGCAGUAUAAUUUCUCCAUAAUUGCGAGUAAAGUUAGUAACCCAUUAUUAAGCAGUAAAGUCAACAUAUUGAUUAAUGUCUUAGAUGUCAAUGAAUUUCCUCCAGAAAUAUCUGUGCCAUAUGAGACAGCUGUGUGUGAAAAUGCCAAACCAGGACAGAUAAUUCAGAUAGUCAGCGCUGCAGACCGAGAUCUUUCUCCUGCUGGGCAACGAUUCUCCUUUAGAUUAUCACCUGAAGCUGCCAUCAAACCAAAUUUUACAGUCCGUGACUUCAGAAACAACACAGCUGGAAUUGAAACCCGAAGAAAUGGAUACAGCCGCAGGCAGCAGGAGCUGCAUUUCCUCCCUGUUGUAAUAGAAGACAGCAGCUAUCCUGUGCAGAGCAGUACAAACACAAUGACUAUUCGAGUUUGUAGGUGUGACUCUGAUGGGACCAUCCUGUCUUGUAAUGUGGAAGCAAUUUUUCUACCUGUGGGACUCAGCACUGGGGCUUUGAUUGCAAUCCUACUGUGCAUUGUUAUACUCUUAGCCAUAGUUGUGCUGUACGUAGCUCUGCGAAGGCAGAAGAAGAAAGACACUUUAAUGACCUCCAAAGAAGACAUCAGAGACAACGUUAUCCAUUACGAUGAUGAAGGAGGUGGGGAGGAGGACACCCAGGCUUUCGACAUUGGUGCUCUGAGAAAUCCAAAAGUGAUUGAAGAUAACAAAAUUCGCAGGGAUAUAAAACCAGACUCUCUCUGUUUACCUCGUCAGAGGCCACCGGUGGAAGAUAACACAGACAUACGGGAUUUCAUUAAUCAAAGGCUACAGGAGAAUGAUGUGGACCCAACCGCCCCACCAUACGAUUCAUUGGCAACAUAUGCGUAUGAAGGAAAUGGCUCAGUAGCAGACUCCCUUAGCUCUAUAGACUCUCUCACCACAGAAGCGGACCAAGACUACGACUAUCUGACAGACUGGGGACCCCGUUUUAAAGUCUUGGCAGACAUGUUUGGUGAAGAAGAGAGUUAUAACCCCGAUAAAGUCACUUAGGGCAAAAGUGAAGGAUAAAACACAACCAAAAGGAGACAUUUAAGAAAAAAGAAACAUAAGUAGAAAUCACACACACAC